Lolium rigidum is the source of this 1471-nucleotide messenger RNA. Its product is annotated as Golgi apparatus membrane protein TVP38-like. NCBI's taxonomy places the organism in Eukaryota, Viridiplantae, Streptophyta, Magnoliopsida, Poales, Poaceae. The transcript has 4 exons. Bases 195 to 1061 code for a protein of 288 amino acids. The record is from RefSeq and is a predicted model, not a curated record.
CUUUUCCCCAUCAUAAAUUUCUCUGCCCUGCCCUGCCCCGCCCCGCACCAAACCCUAGCGCUCCUCGAUCGCCACCGAGCGCCCCGGAAAUCCGCCCGCCACCACCCAGAUUUGGCCUCGCGCGGACCAAUUCGGCUGCCAAUAAAUCCGGGGGCGUGUCCCCUUGGCCAUGGCCGCUUGAUCGCGCCCGGCCCAUGGGGAUGUCGGGGGCCGCCAGUGGCGGUGCCGGAUGCGGGCGUGGAGAGUACAUGAGGAUCCCGGAGGAUGUGGACGCCAUCAAGGAGCCCGUCAAGGACGACGGCGGGGACUGCCCCAGCCUGCUACGCUGCCGCGCGAUCCGAUGGUGGGCGCAGAUCGCCGUGCUCGGGGUCUUCCUAGCCGGCGCCGCCGUGUCCGCGGCCGUAUUCCUGGGGCCCCUACUCAUCGAGAAGGUGAUUGUGCCACUGAUUGACUGGCAAUCGACAACUUUCAGCCGACCAGUUAUUGCUCUAAUAUGUUUCGGUGCAAUCGCUUUAUUCCCAAGUCUAUUGAUACCUUCGUCCCCCUUUAUGUGGAUUGCGGGGAUGACCUUUGGAUAUGGUUAUGGCUUUCUGAUAAUUACAACAGCAAUGAGCAUAGGCAUGUCAUUGCCUUUCUUUAUAGGAUCUGCAUUUCAUUCCAGAAUACACAGAUGGUUGGAGAAAUGGCCCAAGAAAGCAGCUUUUGUUAGACUUGCUGGUGAAGGAGAUUGGUCCCAUCAAUUUAGGGCAGUGGCUUUACUUAGGAUUUCCCCGUUUCCAUAUAUAGUUUUUAACUAUGCUUCCGUGGCCACGAAUGUCAAAUAUUGUCCGUAUAUAGCUGGUUCAAUGGCGGGAACCGUACAUGAAACCUUCCUUGCAAUAUACAGUGGAAAACUCGUUGGAAGCUUGGCUGUGGCAACCAGCGAAGGGUCUUUCUUGUCAGUUGAUCAGAUUAUCUACAAUGUGAUUGGCUUUACGAUUGCCGCAGUUUCUACUGCUGCAAUAACUAUUUAUGCGAAAAAGGCACUUCAAAAAUUGCAAACUGAGGAUGAGCUGUGUUGAGAUCUGUGCUCCGGACAAACUUCAUGCUAGGUUCCCUCCAGCUAAACUACAUACAGGUGCUACUAAUCUGGUUUAAAGUGUCAACAACCUGAUUUCAUCUGAGUGGGGGAUACUGCAACAACUGUAAAGAAAAUAGAGAACCAGAAUCACUUCCCCUACUUUUCCUCUUCUUUUGGUUUAGUUUUCUCUAGAGAGAAAACUGCCAAAAUUCCAUCAAUGUACUGAACCAGGGUCUGUGCAAUGUAUAUUCCUAAGCUGUUGAUUUCUUAAGGAGAAAUGUUCUGUUUUGUGUUGUUUAUUGAACAACAAAACGUACAUUGAUGGAUGAUAGUAAUGUAUAGCUAACAUAAACAUCUUCUGCUCUCCAGCGUGAUUCUAGUUCAUGAUUAUUUAUUUUGUUGUUGCUGAUA